This is a messenger RNA of Syngnathoides biaculeatus (alligator pipefish), 2264 nucleotides long. RefSeq names its product gastrula zinc finger protein XlCGF57.1-like. Gene Ontology annotation, biological process: negative regulation of transcription by RNA polymerase II. The transcript has 4 exons. The record is from RefSeq and is a predicted model, not a curated record. Gene Ontology annotation, molecular function: DNA-binding transcription repressor activity, RNA polymerase II-specific. Bases 487 to 2238 code for a protein of 583 amino acids. NCBI's taxonomy places the organism in Eukaryota, Metazoa, Chordata, Actinopteri, Syngnathiformes, Syngnathidae.
ACGCAAAUGACGUGAUACAGUUUGGCCGAGUGCGGUUGCCGGAGUCGAUGUCCAGAGGUGCAGAAGGGUCGAAUGCUGAUCUUAUAGGAACAACUAUUGAUGGAAACGCUUUUGACAAAGGUCGCCCAAAGAAAAGAAUUAGAGUACCACCGAAGUUUUCAACAAGAAUGGACAGCCAUUGUGGAGAUGGAGAAUUCUGCUGUGUGUUUAAAUCCACAGAUGGGGAGUAUGCCAAAGCGUUCGCAUUCGAAGUUACCAAUCAACAUUUUGCCAAGUUCGCAUCAAGACAAGAUAAUCAAACGAAUAAAAGACACGCCUUUGUUGGCAAGAACUGUUCACCAUCCUACCAGCAUGAUAGAAAAUCAAAUUGAAUUACGUUCACGAUUAACGGAUGGAAAUCUCAACGCCUGCGUGAAGAUUAAUCUGAGUGUAUGAAACAGACUGUCAAACCAUUAGCAAAACCAGGAAGCUCCUGAAGUCGCAUUAAUGCCCAGAAAGUGUUGUGAUCGUCCUGUGCAGAUGUCUUCAAAAACGUCCGGAGAGUACAAGGAAGAAGUUCGCGGACCAAGAAAUGAGGAAGAGUCACAACGCCAACUACUGGACGCUGUGUUCAAUGUGCAACCUCGAAUUUUCCUACACAGAGCAGAAGCUGAAUUUCCACAGACGCCCUGCAAGUUAACGGUGCCAGGGGUGGGUGUUGUUAACCCGGGCCACAACCGAUCCGACAUCACUGAAAAUCUUCGGACUAAGUGGCAGGAACCAGAACCUCCUCAUAUUAAACAGGAAAUGGAGGACGAAGAGGUCCACCAUAUCAAAGAUGAAAGAAAGAUGAUUUUUGUUAAAAAAGAGGAGGAAGAAGCACAACCCCACAUUAAACAGGAAGAGGAGGGUAUCACCAAGUUUCCAUCAACUGGUGUCCCUUUCAAGAGUAAAGAUGAAUAUCUAAGUGAGGAGAGCAGAAGGGCAGAGCCUCCAAGGACCUGCUCAAGUCAACACAUGACAACAGAAGGUGAUGGAGACCACGAUAAAGGAUCACAACCAGACGGACUCAUACCGUCACCAUCUGAUCGUGAUGACAUGACAUCAGACUCUCCUCGCGUUGAUGAUAAUGGACAGUGUAAAGGUGAUUUGACAUCUUACAUAGAAAACAAACGAUGGAAAUGUUCUCAGUGUGGGAAAAUGUUUGCUUAUCAGAGCAAAAUGAAACAACACUUGAAAAUACACACAGGACAGAAAGAUUUUGCCUGUUUAGUUUGUGGCCAAACAUUCACUCAAAAUGCAAACCUAAAAUCACACACAAGAACACACUCUGGUGAAAAACCUUUUUCUUGCUCAGUUUGUGGUCAAAGAUUCACUCAUAAGGCAAACUUAAAAUCACACACAGGAACACAUUCUGGUGAGAAACCGUUUUCCUGUUCAGUUUGUUGCCAAAGAUUCUCUGAGAAGGUAACCUUAAAGAGACAUGCAAGAACCCACACUGUUGAGAACCCUUUUUCCUGUGCAGUUUGUGGUCAAAGAUUCUCUCUGAAGGGAACCUUAAAAAUACACACAAGAACGCACACUAGUGAGAAACGUUUUUCUUGCACAGUUUGUGGCCAAAUAUUCUCUCGGAAGGCACAUUUAAUAGGACACACAAGGACACACACUGGUGAGAAACCUUUUUGCUGUUCAGAUUGUGGACGAAGAUUCACUGAGAACGGAGAUUUAAAAAGACACACAAGAACACACACUGGUGAGAAGCCUUUUUCAUGUACAGUUUGUGAUAAAAGAUUCACUGAGAAAGGAAAAUUAAAAAUACACACAAGAACACACACUGGUGAGAAACCGUUUUCCUGCUUAGUUUGUGGUCAAAGAUUCACUCGGAAGGAAGAUUUAAAAAGACACAUCAGAACACACACUGGUGAGAAACCUUUUUCCUGCUUAGUUUGUGGUCAAAGAUUCUCUCAGAAGGGAACCUUAAAAAUACACACAAGAACCCACACUGGUGAGAAGCCUUUUUCUUGCGCAGAUUGUGGUCAAACAUUUACUCAGAAGGGAACCUUGAAAAUACACGCAAGAACGCACACUGGUGAGAAGCCUUUUUCCUGCUUAAUUUGCGCUCAAAACUUCUCACGAAAGAGAACCUUAAAAAUACACACUAGAAUGCACACUGAUGAGAAACAUUUUUCUUGCUCAGUUUGUGGUCAAAGAUUCUCUCAGAAGGAAACCUUAAAAAGACACACAACAACACACGGAUGAGAAGCCUUUUUCCUGUUCAGUUUGUG